UUUUUUUUUGUUUUGGGGCCAGUUCUGAUGAGAAAACUCAGAAAAGGAAGGGAUUGCAGGGUACGACUGGAAAUUCAAAAUGGAGAAGGGUUCAGGCAGAAGAGGAGCAGAUGGAGAAGUAACAAUCUCCAGGCAAAUUCCAGAGGCUCAUCUUUCGAGGACAUUAGGCUUCUUUCAAAAUAUAGGAGUCACUGCAGACCUCCCUCCCAAUUGCCAGGAAAAGGAUUUCUAUUCUCAUCUCAUUCGGGGCAUUCUCCAAGUCCAACGGGUGGAGCGUGGCCACCUCACUUGCCUCUUCUGCGUCGUGCCUGCUGUUGCGAAUUAUUAUGGAGGGCUACAUGGAGGGGCCGUUGCUAUCAUUGUGGAGUUGGUGUCGAUUGCUUGUGCUAGAACUGUGGUAGCUGAGGACAAGGAACUCUUUCUCGGUGAAUUGAGCAUGUCAUAUCUCUCUGCUGCACCAGCUAAAGCAGAAGUGGUCGCCGAUGCAUCUGUAGUGAGGAGUGGAAGAAAUGUAACGGUAAUUGCAGUUGAGUUCAAAAUGAAGAAAACCAGCAAGCUGAUUUACACCGGCCGUGCAACCUUCUUCAACAUGCCUAUUGCAAAAUUAUGAAGAUCCCUUUGGUUUUACUCCUUGGAAUAUUGGUAUCUUGUUGAGUAACUUGCCCUAGAAAAUACCUUUUGCAAUUUCAUAUAAAGUUUUCAUCAUCCUAUUAUAUACAUUUAAAAAUAAAUAAAACCCCUUCUUUAGUAACACAAGAAAUGUAACUUUUUACUAAAGGUUGUCUUCAAGAAACCUGGAAAUUGAUUUGAAUGGAAGGAGCUCUUUCCUUUCUUGCCA
Vitis riparia (riverbank grape) is the source of this 838-nucleotide messenger RNA. RefSeq lists its product as uncharacterized. Bases 80 to 610 code for a protein of 176 amino acids. NCBI's taxonomy places the organism in Eukaryota, Viridiplantae, Streptophyta, Magnoliopsida, Vitales, Vitaceae. The transcript is spliced from 3 exons. The record is from RefSeq and is a predicted model, not a curated record. Gene Ontology annotation, molecular function: fatty acyl-CoA hydrolase activity.